AUUAUGGUAUUGUUUCACAUAAUUAUUGGUUAUCAGUUUUCUGAAAUAUUAUGGCAUAUUUUAGAUCUACGACCGUUUAUUAUAUAAUAUGGUUCCUCUCUUACAGAUGGGGGAAGUUCAAUUCUAGAUGCUAGUAUACUAGCUCAUGUGGAUCUAACUAGCAGAUGGUCAUUUAUUUUAAGCAACGGGUUAAGCGAGGCCUCCGUCAAUACCUUGCUCAAAAAAUAUCCCCCUCCUGAAAACUGCCCACUUUUAAAAUGCCCCCGUAUAAAUCCAGAAGUUGCCUCAGCGAUUAAUGAACAAGUAGCUCGUAGAGACUCAAACCUCAAUGGGCUUCAGAACCAAAUAGGAGCUGCACUGUCAGCAUUGGGUCAACUAGCAUCAGCAGUUGUGUCUGAAGAAGGGGGGGGGAACCUGGCUUAUGUUGAAUUAGCUAGUGAUGCUAGUAGAUUACUUUUAGAUUUUUAUCACAAAUACUCGGUAAUCCGUAGAGAUUUAUUGAUACUGAAUUUACGGAAAGAUCUCAAAGAAACUCUGACUAAUGUGUCUGCUGACGGAUGGUUGUUCGGCAAGGAUCUCGGUGAGCGAAUAAAAGCUACCAAGGAUAUUGAAAAAUCUGGUUUGGACCUGAAACCUACUAGAGUAUCUAGACCUAGUACCUCAUUUAAACAACCUGCCAAACAGGUUCCGGAAAACUUUUACCGUCCACCUCGUCGAACACAAAGGGGAAACAUUCGAGGUGGGCGGCCGAUAAAGAUCCCAAAUCCCUCUCAGUCGUUCCAAAAAAGGCCUCAUCAAACACAGAGAAGAACCUCGGACCAGGAUCGUCGUCGCCGACAGGAUGUACGUCAAUACCACAAACAGAAUCGAUAGAUCAGAGCGAGAUAAAGGAUAACAGAUUUAGCGAAGCGAUAAAGAUACUUCAUGGCAUCUCUGAAUCGAGUAGCACUAGGGCAGGACUUAGCCUAUUGGCCUACUGUUAUUUUUACAUUCAGGACUUUGCGAAUGCUGCCAGUUACUAUGAACAACUCACUCAGAUGUAUCCUGAAGAUAAUGAUUACAAGUUGUACCAUAUUCAAUCACUGUACCAAGCUUGUAUGUAUGAAGAAGCCUAUCAGGCAUGCAACAAACUAGCAGAGGAACCCGAUUACAAAGAACGAGUGACGAAACUGCAAGCGGCGAUCAAAUACAGUCAAGAAGACGUCCUUUCAGCGAAAAAUUUGGUGAACGCUUGCUCAUCCAGCGACCCUGACAGGGACGUGAACUUGGGAUGCCUUCUCUAUAAGGAUGGGAACUAUGAAGAGGCUUUGGAAAAAUUCACCAGCGCUUUGCAGAAUCAAGGUUUUAAACCUUAUCUUGCUUACAACGCCGCACUCUGUUAUUAUAGAAUGAAAGAAUAUGGACCUUCACUGAAGUACUGUGCUGACAUAAUCGAAAAAGGUAUAAGAGAUCACCCAGAACUGAGCAUUGGAAUGCAGACUGAAGGUAUAGAAGUAAGAUCUGUGGGGAAUACUUUAACUUUGCACGAAACAUCACUAACAGAAGCUUUCAAUUUAAAAGCGGCCAUUGAGUAUCAACUGAAAAACAUGGACGCGGCAAGGGAAGCCCUAACUGACAUGCCGCCAAGAGCCGAAUACGAACUGGACGCAGUAACUUUACACAAUCAGGCAUUGAUGAAUUUUGAACAUCAACCCUCCGAAGGCUUUGAGAAGUUGCAAUUUUUGUUGCAACAAAAUCCUUUUCCUCCAGAAACAUUCGCGAAUAUAUUGCUGCUGUAUUGCCGACACGAUUUUCAUGAUCUAGCUGCCGAGAUAUUGGCGGAAAAUGCUCAUCUCACUUAUAAAUACUUAACACCUUAUUUGUAUGACUUUUUGGACGCGAUCAUAACACAACAAACUUCACCAAAUGAUGCCUACCAGAAAUUGGACGAACUCGCAAGUCGUCAUACUGAACAACUGAGAAAGCUCACUAAGCAGGUACAAGAACAUCGAAACAGAAAUGAUACUGAAUUGGUCAAGAAGACCGUUAUAGAAUAUGAAGAAUGUCUAGAAAGGUACGUUCCGGUACUUAUGGCACAAGCAAAGAUAUACUGGAACUUGAGAAAUUACGCACAAGUCGAGAAGAUUUUUAGGAAAAGUGUGGAAUUUUGUAAUGACAACGAUAUUUGGAGAUUGAACGUAGCUCAUGUGUUAUUUAUGCAAGAGAACAAGUUCAAAGAGGCCACUGGUUUUUAUGAACCGUUGGUUAGAAAAAGCUACUCAGAUAUCCUGAAUGUUAAUCCAAUAAUUUUGGCGAAUCUAUGCGUGUCCUAUAUCAUGACGUCACAGAACGAAGAAGCAGAAGAACUGAUGAGAAAAAUAGAGAAGGAAGAAGACCAAAUCGCAUUCGAAGAACCUGACAAGAAGUAUUUCCAUCACUGCAUUGUCAACCUCGUUAUAGGGACUUUGUAUUGUUCAAAGGGCAACUACGAAUUUGGUAUAUCGCGCAUAAUGAAAUCUUUGGAGCCCUAUAAUAAAAAACUUGGGACUGACACGUGGUUCUACACAAAACGGUGCUUUUUGAGUCUCAUUGAAAACAUGACCAAACAUAUGAUUGUCAUGAAAGAUGCGGUAAUACAGGAAUGCAUACAGUUCUUAGAAAACUGUGAAUUGCAUGGAAAGACAGUCAAAACAGUUGCAAAUGCAUCCUUCUUUGAGGAUACUGAUACACCGGAUGGUAAGGAAACUGUAACAUAUGAGACAAGGAAGUUGAAGUGUAUACUUUUGAAGUUGCUAAAUUUUGAAAAUCAACUGUUGCAAUAGAAAGCAUUAAAUAAAAAACAAGUUCAUAUUACUAAAAAAUUGUAUUAUGUUACAUAUACAAUAUAUUUUUUUCAAUCUAAA
Molecule: messenger RNA, 2882 nt
Organism: Acanthoscelides obtectus
Lineage: Eukaryota; Metazoa; Arthropoda; Insecta; Coleoptera; Chrysomelidae
Source: the annotation of a GenBank genome assembly